Mizuhopecten yessoensis (Yesso scallop) is the source of this 2218-nucleotide messenger RNA. Its product is annotated as protein phosphatase 1 regulatory subunit 32-like. The record is from RefSeq and is a predicted model, not a curated record. The transcript has 12 exons. The coding region runs from base 126 to 1502 and encodes 458 amino acids. Gene Ontology annotation, molecular function: phosphatase binding. NCBI's taxonomy places the organism in Eukaryota, Metazoa, Mollusca, Bivalvia, Pectinida, Pectinidae.
GGUUCAAUGUUGCCUGUGACAACGACCAAGCUCUUAAUGGAGUAAGAGCUGUCCUGAUUCCAUUCGCUUUGUUUACAUCGUAAGCAUUUAGUUUACAGAUAAGAUUUGUGAGAGUCAUUUUCAAAAUGGGGCCUCUACCUACAGGUACCCGAACUCUGCACAUGAAGGAGAGUCAUGGCUCUGAUAUCAACACGAUGAAAUUCUACAACACCACAAAUUCCACCACAUAUGGACGAUACUGGGAAGCCUUCAAACCAAGGCCAGGGCGACACACAGGCACAGGCUACCUGUCCAACUUCAGACCUGCAGUGUACUACAGUAAAAAAUUGGACGAUAUUGAUAAUCCAGUACUUAGUGAUAUUUGUUCAAGAAAUUACCACAGCAUGACAGAAAUUCAUUAUCAACCAUACAAAGAAAACAGUGGUAGAGAACCUCUUCCUGCAAAUGUUCAUCAAGUUGGAUCUGGCUUUGUGCGACAGAAACCAGUCACAACUCCCAUUGAGAAAGAGGUGAAUGGAGUGUUCAUAGAUACACGGGCAGCUACUGCUCCGAAUGACAUCCUGCCCAAGUCUGUACCUCUACUUCACAAACUCCGAUCAAGAGACCCUGUGGAACUGGAAAACUGUGGAUAUGGUCCAAAAUACAUGUUGUCAGAAACCAAACAAAGAUUUGUCGGUGACCAGCCUGACAGAAUGGAUGUAUCAACCAAGACCACUGGUCCAAAGGAGGAGUCAGGUUUCACACACGCUUACAAUGUGGAACCAAUCACCUACAUUCCAGGAUCGUCUCAUCCAAAUGAAAAGCCGGGAUGGGAUACUCAGCGUCCAACAGGAAAUAGUAUAAUGAAGACACACUUCCUUCGAUCAGAAUACCCACAUGGAGAUGAAGGUCUACCACGUCUGGCUGUUGGGUCCGAGCGAGGUACAGGCUUCACCCGCGAGAAAGUCAAGCCCCUGUAUGUACAGAGGGUCAUGGGAGAUGCAUAUGAUAAAGCUGGUAAUAUUCCUGAUCUGCGGUUAGAAAGGACUAAGAAAGCUGAUCCCACAGAGUUUCUCAAUAUGCAAAACCCAAACAACUACUCAAGCAUUACGAUGAAGACAUUCCUGGGUAAACAGAGACCUGACAAGACAGAAUCUGACCGUCUUGACCAUACAAGUGCGGGCAAACAGGAACUUUCUGGCUACAGUGAAAACAAUGACAGAUUUGUAGCUACUGCUGAUGAGCCUCGAAGGUUCAUCACACACUAUCUUACCAGGUUUGGUCCUGACCCUAACCCACAGGGUAUAGACCGUGCAGGACACACCAGAGGAGGAUUACAGCAUCAGAAACCGGAUGGAUUUACAAAAAGCACAGCCGUACACUCCUAUGGUAACGACCUGGACACCACUGCCACACUGAGGAGACUGGAGCCAUAUGUCGCUAGGAGCAUCAAAGCCAGGGAUGUAUUUUAUGAUGACCACCUCCAUGAUGCUAAAUCAUACCAGCUGCAAGCAUCUGCGUAAACGUUUGAAACACUAGAAAAGGACAAAAAACACCCAAAUUUGCACUGAUAUGGAACUUACUACUGAAGGAAAAAAUGAAACAUUUGAACUAUUAUGUGAAAAUGAUUGUGUAAUGAAUAAGCCUUUCUUUAAAGCUUUUGCUACUUGCAAAAAAUAUAAUACAUCAAACAUUGAAGAGAGACUAUAUCAUAGAGUUAGGGCAGUGCUGUCUACACUUCUUACACGUGGAGGCUGGCUGACAUGUAUGGUCGGAUGUAUUUCUUAAGUAGCAUUGUCUCUCUAACAUUGUAUUGAAUUCCCCUCGGAAAUCUGUCUGUCCCAUUUUAUAUAAUACAGGUUUUGUCUUGGUCGGAACAACUAAGACAAGUGCUGAUUGUACACUUGAGAAAUUUCCUUUCCUACUUUCACCAAAUAAUUGGAAAGGAAGUCAUCCAAGUUUUAAAAUGAAGGUGUUAACAUGAGACAAAUUUAGUGCUGUGAUGUAUCUCUGAAAUAUUGAGAAUUUGUUGCACAAUUACCUACUGUCAGAGGUGCUGUCCAAGGACAGUGUGUGCCAAGUCAUGGAUUUACUCUACCAGUAUAUAUAUAAUACAAACCAUAAAUAUACGUCGGACACCAGUAUUAGUUUGUCUGUGAUGUGUUAUUUCCUGUAUCUUUAUAUAACCAUUUGUUUUCUUCUUCAGGAAUUGUUUUUGUCUGUCCUUCAUUGCCUAGAA